AUGUCCAUGCACAACGGCUCAUAUUCCGAUCCUGCUGCCCAAAUGGCAACGGAUGCAAACUUUGACAGUUUUAUCGAAUCAGAUCUAAUCUUGGACAGUGAACAUGCAUCAUCUGAAAUUAUCACUACGCCAAGCAAGAAGAAAGGUGCGGUGGGUAAGAGCGGUAAAGGUAAAAAAGUAACACCGCUCUCAGCUUUACCAUCAAAAUUAUCAUCAGCAAACGUUGAGCGACAUACCACUCCCAACACACCUGGUGCUGCUAUGAAUGAAUUCAUCAACUUCUCACAAGCUUCUGAUUCAACAGUCACCACACCAACGACUUCAAAUUCGUCAAGUCUACACAAUCUCAGCUUCGAUUUGUAUGAUGGUAGCGAUGGUGCGGCAUCUGUGCCGGGAGGAAACGAUGUCACUUCACCAGAGGCGGACAUGAGCAAUGUUGCUACUCCUUCCGCAACUAGCUCAAAUACGCAAUUCUUCGGAAUCCCUCACAACGGCGAUCGUACAAUGUCUGACGUAGUAUCGAUGAAUGCGCCAAUGUCCAAUCUUCACUAUGGCAUGCAUCAUAUGUCUGACGGUGUAACCCCAUUCCAAAGCUUUAUGGGUGGUCCUCCAAUGCCACCCUUGCAACAGCGAUCUGUUGAUGAUAUGGGACAUCAAUUCGGUCAUCAGAACCUCGUCCACCAUCACGGACAUCACCAAAGAUCUAUGAGCUUACGUGAUAUGGCAUCAACCAUGCAAGCUGGCAUUCAAGCCUUCACACCACAGGCACUGGCAAGCUUUGGCUAUCCAGGAGUAGAGGUGAAGAUGGAACAUGAAAUGUCUAAUGGUAUGCCAGCCUAUCCAAUGCCUGCAAUGCCAAUGGCAGAUCCCACAAAUGUACCAGGACAGGAUGGCAAUGAAGACAAACCUCGUUGUGAGAAGAAGAGAAGGCUGACGAAUGGUAGCAGCGCAGAUGGCAAAGACAGCACCGGGAAAGGAGCAAAAGGUGGAAAUGCCAAGAAAGCGGCCAACAAUUCUCGUAAGCGCUCCAAUACAUCUACGAGCAAAGGUGCCUCAGCAAAGUCCAAGAGUGAAGCCGAUCAAAAGUUGGUUCAAGAGGAGAAUAGACAAAUCUCUGCAAACAGUCUCAUCGAGAGCGUACCACAAAUGGAAGCGGAGAAUGAAUCUUUGAGCGCUGCUGCGGACACUUCUUUAGCAGAUGUUACAUCAAAUGAGCAAAGUGAAGAGCCGGAAGAUGACAAGCCAAAGAAGAAGACGGGAACCAAAAGACCGCCACCGUCUGCUUUCCAAAUCACAGAAGCAGGUAUGCCUUUCCCUGUCAUUGAUACUUCUGCCAAACAUUCUUCGCUCUUUGUUCCUCCAGACACUUCGGGUUUGACAAAGAGAGAAGCACGCUUGGUCAAAAAUCGUGCGGCAGCUUUCCUUUCUCGUCAAAGAAAGCGUGAGCAGUUCGAGGAGUUGGAGAUCAAAUGCAGGAACCUUUGUAGACUGGUAUGGUUGCUGUAUGAGACUGGCUCUGGUAGUUUCGGAAAUAAGAACAGGAAUGCCUUUGGAUCUCAAGAUGAGUUUGCAAACUUUAUCUCGCAACAAGAAGGUGAAGAAGUUCAAGAGAUUUUCAACACCGUUUUGGCAUUGAAAGGUGGAAGUAUUGCUCCUACCGAAGAUGGUCAAUUGCAAGGUGCAGUUGCUGCGGGAAUCAAGAGUGAAAACGGCAAACUUGUUGGUGAUGCAUCUGCUGUUGUUCACAUUCCUUCUAGUGCUGCCAAAGCAGCAGAAGAAGCUUCGAAAGAAUUGGCAAGACUUCGCUGCGAGCUCGAAGAACAACAAAAGCGUGAAGCAGCUUUGCAUGCCGAAUUGGCUCACGAGCGUGGCUUACGUCUGAAGAUGGAAUUUGACAUGCUUCAACGCGAAGAAGAGAUGAAACCGUUCCGUGGCGGUGGUCAACAAGAUUUAUCACUCACUCAACCCGCGACAUUUGAUGAUGAAGAUGAUAACGAAGACGAAGAAGGUGAUAUUACAUUGAAGGAUGAUGCACACGACAGCGGACGAAGUGGAUCCAACGGCAAGAAGAAAGCUGGCUCUUCAUCCUCAAUGCGCCCAUCACGCGCUUCUCGUCGAAUUCAAGGUCAAUCACAAAACGCUCUCACGGUGCAAUCGCAAAAUGCAAAUACUGCUGUUGGCCAAAGAAAGGCAGCUGGUGCGGCACUGAUGAUGGUCUUGUUCAGCUUUGCCUUGUUUGGUUUGCCAGGAGGUCAGACAGGACGUGUUGGUGGCAUUUCUCAUGCACCCGGAUCUUCAGACUUGUAUCCUCUUGGCCGUGUAUUGGGAGCACCUCUUUCAGGUUCACACCUGACUGCCGAAGAGGAUGAAGAAGGUUCGGAUAAUGAUCGAAAUGGUCACUUGCCGCCAUCUUCACAUCUUUCGGUUGAUGAUCUGUUCCCUGCUAUGCAUGAUAUCAUGAGCGAAGCCCACCAGGAGAAGCAACCUUCCGGUAGCAAGAAGUCGAAUUUCAAUUUCGAUUACAAGUCUUUCGCUAAAGAUCUUGAAAGCAGCUUGGACUGGGAUAUGCAACGUGGCUUCCUCGUUCUUGGAGGCGAUGAUGAAGAUGGCGAAUCGAAAGAUGGAUCCCGUCAAGCCGGAUCACGUUCGCCAAAGAGUCGCAAUUCGAUGGAGAUUGACGGCCAAGAUUCCGAAGCUGAUGUCAAGGAUGCCCCUACCAAGCUGACCCUCUUCGUUCCUGCUCCAGAUAUGUCUGUCAACUCUGAAGCUGGAUCCGUUGCAGAUGCAAGCGAAGAUCGAUUUUACGAUGCACCACUUGCUGACUUUGAUGAAAGAUCAAAUGGUGAAAGUGUUUCAGAACAACAACGUGAACUUACGCAAGCCGAAGCAACAAGAGCAGCAUUGCAAGUCUUGCGUAAUCAUCGUGUUGCCAGUGAAGCUGCCGCAUUUGCAGCUUCACGAAGAUUAGGCAGACAGCCAUCACCAUCACAACGGGUAGGAUCACCAAGCGUACAACAACAAAGCUCAGCUUCUUCAUCGAACAAGAAGGCGCCUAAGAAGGCAAAUGUACAACGCGGAAAGGCUUCCCAAAUUCAAGGUCAAUCAGAAGAGAACGAGGAAGAUGAGGAAGAAGACUUUAGCAAUGAAGUAUUGGAAGCUUCUAGUCCUGCUACCGAUCGAAUUCGCGGUACAGACUUUUAUCAAUUAGAAUUUAGUCUAAGCGGUGCAAAAGUUCGAAAUGUAGCCGAAUUGGCUCGUUUGUUGGGCUCAAUGCGAGGCGGAAAAGGUGAUGCAAGUGAUCACAUCAAGGUGGCAUAA
This is a messenger RNA of Meira miltonrushii, 3318 nucleotides long. RefSeq lists its product as uncharacterized. Lineage: Eukaryota; Fungi; Basidiomycota; Exobasidiomycetes; Exobasidiales; Brachybasidiaceae. The coding region runs from base 1 to 3318 and encodes 1105 amino acids. Gene Ontology annotation, molecular function: DNA-binding transcription factor activity. Gene Ontology annotation, biological process: regulation of DNA-templated transcription. The record is from RefSeq and is a predicted model, not a curated record. The transcript has a single exon.